UGGAGAGAGAGGGAGCAGAACCUCUCCUUAUCUCGACACACUAACGCACUCAGGCAGGAUUUGUCGUCUUCAUCUCAGUGAUAUAUGUCGUGUGCCGCAUGUGUGUGUUUUCCCGCGAGCCGCAGAUCUGAGCAGUUCUGAGGAACUUUGGACACUUUUGCGCAGGAGCGCGCGCGCGUUCAACACACCCGACUGAACUCCUGCAGGAGGAUUUUACCGCUGCACGACAGUCUUCUUCACUCUUCUGCAUGAAUCUCUUCGACUCCUACCUGAAAAUGAGCGACGAGCAGGACAAGAGUCUGUCCGACGCGCCCAGCCCGAGCAUGUCCGAGGACUCGGCCGGGUCUCCGUGUCCCUCCGGCUCGGGCUCGGACAGCGAGAGCACCCGAGCGGAGCAGCACCUGAGAGAGUUUAAGAAGGACGAGGAGGACAAGUUUCCCGUGUGCAUUAGGGACGCGGUGUCUCAGGUUCUGAAGGGGUACGACUGGACCCUGGUGCCCAUGCCUGUCCGAGUCAACGGCUCCAGCAAGAGCAAACCGCACGUCAAGAGACCCAUGAACGCGUUCAUGGUGUGGGCUCAAGCCGCGCGCAGGAAGCUGGCGGAUCAGUACCCGCACCUACACAACGCCGAGCUCAGCAAAACACUCGGCAAACUCUGGAGACUACUGAAUGAGGGAGAGAAGCGUCCGUUUGUGGAGGAGGCCGAGCGCCUCAGGGUUCAGCACAAGAAAGACCACCCCGACUACAAGUACCAGCCCCGGCGAAGAAAAUCGGUGAAGAACGGCCAGACCGACGGCGAGGACGGCGAGCAGACGCACAUCUCUCCCAAUGCCAUAUUUAAAGCCCUGCAGCAGGCCGACUCUCCGACGUCCAGCAUGGGAGAAGUGCAUUCCCCGGCAGACCACUCAGCAGGUCAGUCCCAAGGUCCCCCCACGCCCCCCACAACCCCCAAAACAGACGUGCCGUCCAGCAAACCAGACUUGAAGCGUGAAGGCCGUCCUCUGCAGGAGGGCAUCGACUUUGGCGCCGUGGACAUCGGCGAGCUGAGCAGCGACGUCAUCUCCAACUUGGAGCCGUUCGACGUCAACGAGUUCGACCAGUACCUGCCUCCUCAUGGGCACCCGGGGAUCCCGGUCUCCAACAGUGGCCAGGCGUACUCCUCCGGCUACGGGCUCGGAUCUCAGGCCGGAUCGGCUCACGCCUGGAUGCCCAAGCACUCGCUGAGCAGCGAGCCGCCCCAGCAAAGGACUCAGAUCAAGACGGAGCAGCUGAGUCCCGGCCACUACAGCGAGGGGUCCCCACAACACGCCAGCUACGCCACCUUCAACCUGCAGCACUACAGCUCCCCCUACCCCUCCACCACCCGCCCGCAGUACGAGUACGAGCACCAGAGCCCCGCCAGCUCCUACUACAGCCAGUACCCCGCCUUCAGCUACAUGAGCCCCAGCCAGAGGCCCAUCUACACCCCCAUAGCGGACACGGCGGGCGUCCCGUCGGUGCCUCCACCACACAGCCCUCAGCACUGGGAGCAGCAGCAACCAGUCUACACCCAGCUGUCCCGGCCCUGAGACCCUGCCGAGACCCUCUUGAGACUUUCCUGAGAUCCUCGCUCGAAACCCUGGAGAUCUUUCAAAGUACUCAAACUCACGGAAUGGCUCCCGACUGUGCCUUUUUUACAUUGCUUGGAGUUGUGAUUAUAUUUUUCUAGAUAUAAUGAAGAGAAAUCCUCUGUGAGGACAGAUCAAGAUAAUUAUUUUAGUAUGUACUGUGUAUGUGUUUUUUUUCUUCUCAGUUUUGUUGGAUUGGGGGAUUUAUACGCAGCUGCCUGUGAGACCUCCUUCACUGAUGAUAUUUUUGUAAAGACUGCUUUUGCCUGAUAAUUUCCUCUGUAUAUAUUUGUGAGGGGUUCUUAAAACUUGGGCAGAGUAUGUGCAAGUUAGCUGGGGAAAGAUGUACAGUCUGAACUCGAACACUUCUAAGCGUAUUUGCCAUGUUUGAGCUGGUGUUUCCGUGAAAACUGCCUUCAUCCAUCUGUGCCUAUACAGAUCGUGGAGGAGAAACAGGAAGUGCCCUUUGACCCGAGGCUCCUCCGUUGCUCCCCAUUGGUCAGAUUGACAUUCCUUCAGAUGCCAUGGAGUCUUAACCUCUUUAAUUUAUUCAUUAGUGUUCGUUUGACUUGAAAGUAAUACUGUCGUGUACUUCGGCUUUGUACGACUAAUUUGUGAUAAAAUGUUUCCAGAGAUGAUUAUGAUGAUUUAGUUGUAGUGCAAACUUUAACGAUCUCAUUUAUUUAUCGUUUGUUACCGUUUCCAUUUUUAAAUUUGAAAAAAUGUUCAUUUGAUAAUCUAGUUGAGAGCCGAUUAUAAUUGUGAAACUUGAUCAAACCUGUCAUAGAAACAACUGGGCUGUUGGCUACAUCUCUAUGAAAACACCAGCAUUUCUUUCUUUCCCUCGUUCUUUAUAUCAUUCAAAUAAACUGUAAAACAUGCCACCGUCUUAAAGGAAGCUUAUCUUUUGUAUCAUUAUUUGCAAUAAAAGAAAGAUAUAGAAAAUA
Pimephales promelas (fathead minnow) is the source of this 2554-nucleotide messenger RNA. RefSeq names its product transcription factor Sox-9-A. Gene Ontology annotation, molecular function: RNA polymerase II cis-regulatory region sequence-specific DNA binding; DNA-binding transcription factor activity, RNA polymerase II-specific. Lineage: Eukaryota; Metazoa; Chordata; Actinopteri; Cypriniformes; Leuciscidae. Gene Ontology annotation, biological process: heart development; chondrocyte differentiation; oligodendrocyte differentiation. Gene Ontology annotation, cellular component: nucleus. The record is from RefSeq and is a predicted model, not a curated record.